Molecule: messenger RNA, 1576 nt
Organism: Chaetomium fimeti
Lineage: Eukaryota; Fungi; Ascomycota; Sordariomycetes; Sordariales; Chaetomiaceae
Exons: 1
Coding region: 401-1453 (350 amino acids)
Biological process (GO): mRNA splicing, via spliceosome
Cellular component (GO): catalytic step 2 spliceosome; precatalytic spliceosome; U2 snRNP
Molecular function (GO): RNA binding
Source: RefSeq, a predicted model, not a curated record
GUGAUGUUCAGUUGCAGCUCUUGAGGGGUAGAACGAAACCUCGUCUCGGUAACUACGUUACUCUGAAGUAUCGUUGGGGUUGCGCAGAAGAGAUCCGACAUAUUCAGCCCAUGUCGAAUCCAUUUUUGGCGCUUGGAUUCAGGGUCAUCUGAAUUUCCAGCUUCCAACAAGCAUUCUUUGCACCAGCUGCCGAUCAUCAUAUCAAACCCUAACCCUCGGAAUAUUGCAACGGUUGAGCGGUUCUUCGAUCGGCGUUCUUCUCGCAGCUGAUUCUUGGCAGCCUUGCACAUUCAAGGUUUCCAUCUUCCAUCCUUCCGUCCAGCCUUGCGGAUUGGUUGGCACACACCGUCCACGUCUCCUUCACCCCUCCCUCCCCUCGCCACCAACUCACCCACCCGCGAUGAACCAAAUCCGCGCCAUCCAGGCGCUCAACAAGCGCGAGAUCGAAAAUGGCGUGCCACCCGAGGCCUCGUGGCACACCGACUAUCGCGACACUGCCUUCGUCUACUUCGGCGGCCUGCCGUACGAGCUGUCCGAGGGCGACGUCAUCACCAUCUUCAGCCAGUUCGGCGAGCCCGUGUUCCUCAAGCUGGCGCGCGACAAGGAGACGGGCAAGUCCAAGGGCUUCGGCUGGCUCAAGUACGAGGACCAGCGCAGCACCGACCUGGCCGUCGACAACCUGGGCGGCGCCGAGAUCGGCGGCCGCCUGGUGCGCGUCGACCACGCGCGGUACAAGCUGCGCGACGACGAGGAUCCGGAGGAGUGCAAGAUCGGGUGGGAGGACAUGCUGCGCCGCGAGCGCGCCGAGAAGGGCCUGCCGAGCGGGGACGAGGACGAGACGGACGAGGAGGCGGCGGGGCAGCAGACAAGGCCGAUGCUCAAGGAGGAGCGGGAGCUGCAGCUGUUGAUACAAAACCAUGACGACGACGAUCCCAUGAAGGAGUUCCUUAUCGACGAGAAAAAGCAAGAAAUCGAGGAGGCGUUGCGGCGGGAGAAGAGGCGGUCCGAGAAGGAAAGCCGGAGAACUAGGGACAAGGACAGGCAUAGGCACCGCUCGCACCGGUCAAGGAGGGGCGAUAGCGACGACGAAGGUCAUGGGAGGGACAGAGACAAAUACAGGGACAGAGGUGAGCGUGAGUCCGAUCGGAAGUCGAAGUCCAGGAGGGACGGGACUCCGGUUGAGGACGAGCGAAGAAAGCGCCGCCGGGAUUCUCGCGAUCGAAACCGUAGCCGAGAAGGCCGCGUUGAGAGGGACCGAGAGAGAAAUGAAACCCGUCGGCAUCGAGACGACCGAGAUGAGGACCGUCACAGGAAAGACAGUGAUAGGCAUCCACGGCACGCUCGGGAGAGUUCGCAUGGUCGUGACGAACGCCGACACCGAGCCCUAGAGGAUAGGGGACGGCACCAUAGGGAGAGAAGUCGGAGUCGCUCGCCGCGCCCAUCUCGAGACUAAGGGUGCUGGGUGGAUGGGAGAUUUGGUUCUAAUACAGCCUUGCUCUUGAUUGCGCGCAGCAACAUGGCCUGAGAAUGCACGAUACUUGUUGAGAUACCCAUUGACUAGAGGAAUAAUACUACA